Scleropages formosus (Asian bonytongue) is the source of this 2275-nucleotide messenger RNA. Its product is annotated as NLR family CARD domain-containing protein 3-like. Lineage: Eukaryota; Metazoa; Chordata; Actinopteri; Osteoglossiformes; Osteoglossidae. The coding region runs from base 222 to 2198 and encodes 658 amino acids. The transcript has 6 exons. The record is from RefSeq and is a predicted model, not a curated record.
GGUUUCGAACCAGCAGCAAAGUCUUCGACAGGCAGCAGCGCACCUCCUCCAUGUUUUGCUGCUUUAAUCCCGAAUAAUUUCAGAAUAUGCCAGCACUGCAAGUCGCGCCUUCUUUUCUUCCAAAAAAUGCCUUUCGCAAGGUGAUGAAAUACUGAAAAUAUUAUUAAUUACCUGAAGACAAGCGGCGCGGAACACUCCGUACUGUACACAUCUCCGCAGAAAUGAAAAAGAGCCAACAUAUGGCAGAGAUGUUGGAAAAAGAACACACAAAAGCAUCCCCUUUCCAGUCCACUAUCAAAGCUGAGACUGGAAACAAUGUUGUUGCUCCCCACGCUAAUAAUUGUAGCAUUGGAAGGGAUUUCAACACAACUGUUAACAUUUACCCAGGUACACAAGUGAACCCACGACCAUUCGGCAGACGGGAGAUUUGUGCAGAUGAUCUCCAAGAAACCCAAAGGCAGCACAAAUUCAAACUGAAGAUGAAAUAUCAAAACAUAUCUGAAGGAUGUGCAAGGCGGGGCAAAUCAGUCCUUCUCAGCAGUGUUUACACAAAACUGUGCAUCACAGAAAGUGACAGUGGCAAAAUCAAUGAUGAACAUGAGGUGUGGCAAAAUCAAGCAACAUCCAGAGCAGAGGCCUCACAAGAGACAUGGAUUUCUAUCAAUAAAAUAUUUAAACAAUUACCCCAUCAACAGAAAUUCAUCAGAACUGUACUGACAAAGGGGAUUGCAGGGAUUGGAAAAACUGUUUCUGUGCAGAAGUUCAUCCUUAACUGGGUGGAAGGCAAAGCAAAUCAAGACGUGUCAUUUAUUUUUCUGUUUAGUUUUCGUGAACUCAGUGCAAUAACAAUGAAAGAAUUGAGCCUAAUGGACCUUGUUUGUUCAUUCUACCCGGAAAUUCAGUAUGUAAAACUUGAGGCUUACAAAGUUCUUUUCAUCUUUGAUGGUCUGGAUGAGUAUCAGUGUCCUUUGAAAUUCUUCAGCAAGAGAUGUGCUUCCAUUACUGAUUGCGAACCUUUGGGUGUGUUGCUUUCAAAUCUUAUUGAGCGAAAUCUGCUUCCUUCUGCUCUCCUCUGGAUAACCUCUCGACCAGCAGCCGCCAAUGACAUACCUCCUGAGUUUGUUGACCAAGUGACAGAGAUACGGGGAUUUAAUGACCAUCAGAAAGAGGAGUACUUCAAGAAGAAAUUCAGAAAGAAGGAGAACUUGGCCAACAGAAUUAUCGCUCACGUUAAGUCAUCAAGAAGCCUCCACAUCAUGUGUCACAUUCCAGUCUUUUGUUGGAUUUCAGCCGCUGUUUUUGAACAAAUGUUAACUGAAGACGACGAAGAGAUUCCCAGCACUCUAACACAAAUGUACUCUCGAUUCCUCCUCAUUCAGAUUAACAUAAAGAACAAGAAGUAUCAUGGUGACAUUGAAAGAAACAUAACAAAGGUUUUAAAACGUGACAAAGAUGUUGUUAUGAAAUUGGCAGAAUUUGCUUUUCAGCAGCUGGAAAAAGGCCGUAUCAUGUUUUGUAAGGAUGACUUCAGUGAAUGUGGUGUAGAUGUCUUCAACACUGCAUUAUACUCUGUGUUUUGCACGGAAAUAUUUAAAGAAGACGUAGCUUUUAUUGAAGAAAAAUUUUACUGCUUCGUCCACCUGACAAUUCAGGAGUAUCUUGCUGCUCUUCAUGUAUUUCAUUUGUUUGUAGGCAAAAAGAUGGAUUCACUAUUUUUUUUUUUCAAAGUAAAGCCUAGAGCUUUACAUGGGUUACACAAAUGUGCAGUGGAUAAAGCCCUUGAGUACGAAGAUGGAAGAUUUGACCUUUUUCUUCGCUUUCUUCUGGGCAUGUCACUGGACACAAAUCAACAGCUUCUGAAAGACCUUCUGCCAUCAGUAAUCAGCAGUUCUGAGAGCAUCAAGAAAACAACCCAGUACAUCAUCAAAGUACUGAAAAAGAGAGCUCUUUCUCCAGAGAGGUGCAUCAACCUCCUACAUUGCUUGGUUGAGUUGAAUGACCAUUCUCUGCUGGAAGAAAUCCAAAAGAGUAAAGAUACAGGCUCAACUAAACUUACUGAAACACAGUGCACAGCACUGAGCUAUGUGCUUACCAUGCCAGGUGAGGUAAUUGAUAUCUUUGACUUACAAAGAUGGAAGGUGUCAGAAGAGGGUCUUCGGAGACUAGCCCCAGUGAUAAAAUACAGUAGGAAGGCUUGAUCAGAUGUGAAGGAUUAACCCACAAUUCAUUAUCAUUUUUGUUUAUUUAAAUAUGCCUGAAACUGAAACCAUCUGCC